This is a messenger RNA of Eruca vesicaria subsp. sativa (arugula), 2004 nucleotides long. The record is from the annotation of a GenBank genome assembly. NCBI's taxonomy places the organism in Eukaryota, Viridiplantae, Streptophyta, Magnoliopsida, Brassicales, Brassicaceae.
GCAAUAAGUACCAAGCGAAUAACUACAAUUAGAUAAAGCCUUGUUCUUCUUCUUCUUCUCCGAUCGCUGGUUCUAGGGUUUGUUCUCUCUCGGCUCUCUUUGAUCGUUCCAUUGAUUUAUGAGUUUUGAGUUUCUGGGUUUGUUCGUAUUGAUUGGAAUCAAUCAGGGCAAAGAUUAAAGUUGAUAACUUUGAAGAGGAUGCAACCAAACCAAGUGAAGAGGGACACGAAAGAGAUGGAAUUUUUCACAGAGUACGGGGACGCUAACCGAUACAGGAUUCUAGAAGUUAUUGGCAAAGGAAGCUAUGGAACUGUGUGUGCAGCUAUUGACACACACACCGGAGAGAAAGUUGCUAUCAAGAAGAUUAAUGAUAUCUUUGAGCAUAUCUCUGACGCGCUUCGGAUCCUCCGUGAGGUUAAGCUUCUUCGGCUCCUAAGGCAUCCUGAUAUAGUGGAGAUCAAAAGCAUCAUGCUUCCUCCUUCCAAGCGAGAGUUUAAAGACAUCUAUGUCGUGUUUGAGCUUAUGGAAUCGGAUCUUCAUCAAGUUAUUAAAGCUAAUGAUGAUUUGACUCGUGAUCAUCACCAGUUUUUCCUUUAUCAGAUGCUUCGUGCCUUGAAGUUCAUGCAUACAGCUAAUGUUUAUCAUCGUGAUCUUAAGCCAAAGAAUAUACUGGCAAAUGCAAACUCCAAGUUGAAAGUUUGUGACUUUGGAUUGGCUAGAGUAGCGUUUAAUGAUACUCCUACAACAGUCUUGUGGACGGACUAUGUUGCCACAAGAUGGUACAGAGCGCCUGAGCUCUGUGGAUCAUUCUUUUCUAAGUACACUCCAGCUAUAGACAUUUGGAGCAUCGGGUGCAUCUUUGCAGAGGUAUUAACAGGGAAGCCAUUGUUUCCGGGGAAAAGCAUUUCUCAUCAGUUGGAGUUGAUUACUGAUCUUCUUGGCACACCAAAACCAGAGACGAUCUCUGGAGUUAGAAAUGAUAAAGCUAGAAAACAUUUGAGUGAGAUGAGGAAGAAAGAUCCAGUCUCCUUCUCUCAAAAAUUCUCAAGAGCUGAUCCUUUAGCAAUCAGACUUUUGCAGAGACUGCUGGCUUUCGAUCCAAAGGAUAGACCAACUGCUGCAGAGGCACUGGCUGAUCCUUACUUUAAGGGUCUUUCUAAAGUGGAAAGAGAACCUUCAUGUCAGCCAAUAUCGAAGAUGGAGUUUGAAUUUGAGAGAAGAAGGUUGACAAAGGAUGACAUUAGGGAGCUUAUUUACAGAGAAAUACUGGAGUACCAUCCCCAGUUGCUCAAGGACUAUAUGAGCGGAUCUGAGGGAUCAAGUUUUGUAUAUCCUAGCGCCAUAGGACAUCUUAGAAAGCAGUUCAAUUACCUAGAGGAAAAUAGCAGUAGAAAUGGGCCGGUCAUACCUCUUGAGAGGAAGCACGUAUCACUUCCUCGGUCUACAGUUCACUCAAGUGUAGUUCAUUCUACCAGUCAACCCAACUUGUGUGCGACAGAGAGUAGACGUGUUUCUUUCGAGCCUACAAGAGGUGGAGUUGAUCCUGCAGGACAUCCACCAACUAGAGCUUUAGGACCUCCACCAAGAGUACCACCAUCAGGUAGAGCAGGACGUGUUGUGGAAUCAGUUAGUUAUGAGAAUGGCAGGAACCUCAAAGAAGCUUACUUCAGAAGCGCCGUAUCAUCUCCUCACUGCUACUUCAAGGCAAACACCAUGAUGAUGCACCCAAAUAACAGCAACGCAGAAGCUUCGUUUCGAACAAAACCGCAAGAAUUCGUCACCGUGCCGCCACCUGCUAGGACUAACCAAACAAACGUCGAGGUUGUGAACCGCCCAAACCCUUAUUCUCAAUCACAGCUCCCCAAUACAGAACAAUCAAACAACAACAACAACAACAUGGCCAUCGAUUCUAAGCUGUUGCAAGCACAAUCACAGUUUGGUCCUGCAGUUGCAGUAGCAGCACACCAGAACAUAGGCACAGUUGGUUACGGCGCAGCAUCUUAG